AUGUCGACCGGUGAUAAUAACCACCACCCGGCACGACGACAAUUAAUUAAUACGCAGUCAUCGACCAUCUUCGUAGUUUCGUACGUCAACGUGUUUGUCCGCUGUAGUGCUUGUUUAUCCCGUUUUAAAAACAAAGACAAAAUGCCAAAAACUAAAUCUAAUUUGGGUUCAUCCAUAACUCGAUGGAUUGAGCCUUAUAAUCGCGACAAAACUGUGUUUACCACUAGUGGAUUAGUAAUUUAUUGUCAAGUUUGUGACCGGCAAGUGCGUUGUAACAAAAAAUUUCAAAUAACACAACAUGUAACUACCGAGUUUCAUUUGAAAUGUUUGAAAAAAAGUUCUAACAAUAGUAAACAAAUGUUGAUGGGAGAUGAAAUCAAACCAAAAACAUCAAGUUUUAAUGAAGAUCUGUGUUUGAGCCUCAUAGCAGCAAAUAUACCUUGGUUUAAGCUACAAAAUCCAGUCUUCCACGAUUUUUUACAAAAUUAUACAAAAAAACACAUUCCUGAUGAAAGCACUCUACGAAAAUCUUUCUUACAUCCGUGUUAUGUAAGUACAAUUGAAAAAAUUAGAGAAAAAAUUGGAGACUCGUAUAUAUAUUUAGUCGUUGAUGAAACUACAGAUAUCAACGGUAGUUAUAUUGCAAACCUUUUGGUUGGUGUGUUAAAUGAACAAAGUCCUAGUAAACCAUUUUUAAUUGCAUGCAAAAAAUUAGACAAAACUAAUCAUUCGACAAUUUCUCGCUUCGUAAAUGACAGCCUGAGAAUAUUGUGGCCUCAUGGUGGGAAUGAUGAAAAAGUAUUACUUUUAUGUUCCGAUGCAGCACCAUAUAUGAUCAAAGCUGGUAAAACAUUAAACGUAUUUUUUCCCAAUAUGAUACAUAUUUCAUGUCUUGCUCACAUGAUCCAGCGUCUAGCAGAAAAAGUUAGAGAAAUGUACCCCAAUGUAAAUACUUUGGUUAGUAAUUUAAAAAAAGUAUUUCUUAAAGCACCUCAGAGAGUAGAUGUAUACAAAGAAAUAAUGCCCAGUGUGCCUUUGCCGCCAGAACCAGUGUUAACCAGAUGGGGGACAUGGAUUAAAGCAGCUAAUUUUUGCGCAGACCAUUUUGAUAAUCUCAAAAUAAUUUUACAGAAAUUAGAAGAUAAAAAUGUUGUUAGUAUAAAAAAAUGUAUUAAUAUGCUAAGUUUGGAGUCUGUUAAAAAUGACCUUACAUUUAUUCAAUCUCAUUUUUUUAUACUAGUGAAAAGUAUAAAAAAUUUGGAACGUUCUAGUUUAACUUUGUGUGAUUCUAUUCAAAUAGUAAAUAAUGUUAUUUUGGCGAUGGAAAAAGUACCAGGACAACAGGGAAAAAUAAUUCAAGAAAAAUUGUUAUAUUUAAUUGAAAAAAAUGUUGGAUUCCAAACCGCGAAGCAGAUAACAACAAUUUUGUCAGGUAAAGAAAACAGUAUUAUGCCAUCUAAUUUAACUCCUUCUAUGUGUUCAUGUAUGAAGUUUGCACCGAUAACUUCGGUGGAUGUAGAAAGGUCUUUUAGUACGUAUAAGUCAAUUCUAACUGAAAAAAGAACUUCCAUGACAUCAGAAAAUAUGGAAAAAUAUAUUAUUGUUCACUGUUAUGAAAAUUAUUAA
Messenger RNA from Macrosiphum euphorbiae (potato aphid), 1626 nucleotides. Lineage: Eukaryota; Metazoa; Arthropoda; Insecta; Hemiptera; Aphididae. The record is from the annotation of a GenBank genome assembly.